GAAUGAAAACGAUGUCUCAAGAUUAAAAUCAUGAGGCACUAAAUACAAACAGUUUAAACUUCACUUAUUAGCGUCAAUGCGCAUGCUCAGUAGCUCCUUGUCGACAAUCGCCACGUGCACUCAGACCCAACAUGCCGCUCAGGAAACCGUUGUCGAGUCCGAAUGUCAACGACUCCUCACCACCUCCACCUGUGCCUUCCGCCAUGCCCGCUACCCUCGCAGGCCUCUCCAGUGGUGGCGACUUUGGAAACGGUUCACCAUUAGAGACCUGGAACAGCACUCUGUCAAGCUCAGCCCUACCAGCACUCACGGUUUAUGCCUGCAACUACUGCGGUCAGCCAGGGAACCUUCGCUGUAAGCGCUGCAAGAAGAUGCAUUAUUGCUCUGUGGUUUGUCAGGCAGAAGACUGGAAGGCACACAGACCUGUAUGCAAGCCUGUUGAUCCCGAACCUGCAAAAGAAAAGCCUAAGGAAAAUGCUUCUUUGUCAGAUGGAACCCACCUGCCAGCCUCAAUGUCCAAGGAAUCAGCCAGCUAUAAGAGAGUCUAUCUGAAAGACUUGUAUACAACUGAAGUCAUCAUGGGGCCAGAGAUCCAGGCAACUGUUGUUGAGGUGUACAGCCCUAGUAGGUUCUUCCUCUUACAUCAAAAUCCUGAGGUGCUGGAAGCUCUACAGAACAUCAGCACAGGACUGCAGGAAGCUUUCAGAAACACCUCAGUGUCACUUUAUGUACCCUGUGUUGGAGAGGUUUGCACAGCUCAGUUUUCCAGUGACCUGAACUGGUACAGAGGCCUGGUCCAGACUCUGUCUGCGGACCAAAAGAUGGCGAACAUCCUUUACAUUGAUUUUGGCAAUGAAGAAGAUGUCCCAGUUGAUAGGAUCAGACCCUUGCCCACUAAUAUCCAGCUGUUUAGGCCAUGUGCUAUGGCAUGCCAGAUUGCUGGUGUGGUGCCGGUGUUAAAUCAGUGGUCAGACGAGUGCUGUGUUGCAAUGAAACAACUGCUGGCAGGCAAGAUUGUGACUGUUAAGCUGUUGGAGACGUUGGACAAUGGUCAUAUCCAUGCUGUGGAUUUGCUGCUGUCUGCAGGAAAGCAGCUCAGUGCUUUCCUUCUUCAGGGGGGAUAUGCUCAAAAAUGUACCAUCAGUGAAGCCCCCACUGAGGAAGAUGUUUGUGCCAUGUUAGCCACAUCCUUGAAAAAUUUCCAGCGUUUCUCUGAUGGAAAAGAUGACAACAAAUGGGCUCAACCACCUGAGCCAAUCAAACAGUUUGUAGGAGACCAGCUUUCAGUUUUCAUCACCCACCUUCAGUCACCAAAUGAUCUUAUUGUGCAGAAGGUGGACAAUGCUGGACUUGUCCAGGAUUUGCAGCUGAAGCUGAGAGAACACUGUUCCCAGGUUGCAGCCUCACCGAACUUCAGACCGGCCCCUGAAACUGUUUGUUGUUCCCAGUUCUCAGAGGACAAGCAGUGGUACCGAGCUAAAGUUUUGGCUUAUCCAUCAGAGCAGCGCAUAAUUGUUGGCUACUUAGAUUUUGGCAACUCAGAGGAGGUGGCUUUAAGCCAGCUACGACCUAUUAGCCCCCCACUGUUGGCCCUUCCGAUGCAGGCCAUGCAUUGUAGUCUAGCUGAGGUGCAGCCUAAUGGGCAAAGCUGGUCAAAGGAAUGUGUGGAGGCCCUGCAGCUCCGGGUGCUUAACAGAAUACUAAACAUAGAGAUCCUGGGAGAAGACAAGGGCAAGUUCUUGGUGUCUAUGUCUGAUGAGACGAGUGAUCCUGUGGACAACAUAGCCACGCUGCUGAUUGCUGCAGGUUACGCUGCUCCUGCUCUUGUUACGACCAUCCCUACUCAAGCCGAGGAAAAGACUGCUUCUGCAGCACAAAUUGUGUCUGAGCCUCUGGUUUGGUCUUCUGCUGAGCUCCCCUCUGAUGGCCAGAAGGUGGUGCUGUUGCCCAUUGUUGUUGAGAGCCCUGGAAAGUUUUACUGCCAGCAGAGCACAGAGCUUGAGAAGCUAAAGGAACUGGGGGCUCAGUUGAAGCAGCAUUGUGAGGCUGAUGCAACAGCAUUUGUACCCAAAGUGGGAGAGCCGUGCUGUGCACAGACUUCUGGUGAAGGAGCGUGGUACCGGACUAUGGUGACGAGCGUCCACAAGGACAGUGUAGCUGUGAGCCUUGUGGACUAUGGUUACAACAAGUUGGUGAAAAGAAGUCACCUUCGGCCCAUCACAGCCAAACUGUUGGUGCUACCAUUCCAGGCAGUCUGCUGCUGGCUUGCAGGUGUGGAGCCCGUCGGAUCAGAGUGGAGCAGCGAGGCCAUCCUGUGGUUUCAGACCCUGGUGGACAACGAACAGCUCACCGCUCGCGUCCUCUCCUUCACCGAGCAGGGCUACGGCGUGGAGCUCGAGAGUAGAGGCCAGAAUGUUGCAGCUACAUUACUUUGUGAGCAGCUUGUUAAACCUUAUGGAGAAUGUUUUAAGGAACCAUCGCCUGUAAAGGUGAGCUCCAUGAUCAAACAGGAAGAUGGUGUGAAGGAACACGAGUACAACGUUCAAGCUAACAAUCAGACAGAAACCUGUUCCAGUCAGUCAAGUGAAAUGCUGACAGCAGUGACUCAAGAAGUAGCAUCGUUCCCCGUGGACUGGAAAACAGUGGAGCUGCCUCUCAAGGAGGUCUUUCAGCCUUGCAUCACAGCAGUCAUUAAUCCUUCCCUGUUUUACCUGCUCUGUCCCGCCCAGGUGGACCAACAGAAGCUUCAGGAGGUGAUGGAGAAGCUGGCUGUUUAUUGCGGCAGCAACAAGGACAACGUUUCUGCAGCUGAAAAGUGCAAACCUGCCCCUGGAUCGGCCUGUUGCGCCCAGUUCUCUGCUGAUAAUAACUGGUACAGAGCAGUGGUCCUAUCAGUUGGUGAGAAUGAGAUGAGUGUCCUCUAUGCGGACUACGGUAACUCUGAGAAGGUACCACACUCCAGAAUCUUGCCCAUCCCCACACACCUGUUGGCGCUCCCUUUCCAGAUAGCUCGCGGCGCCCUCGCUGGGAAGGAGCACUUUCCUUCAGAUUGGCCAGAAGAAGUGCAGCAGGUGUUCCAGAGUGAGCUGGCUAACGGAGUCCUGGCCUCAGUUCAGUCAUUUGACGGCUCUGCUAAUGUGCUGUGUCUCACUCGCCCCGCCGUGAGAGGCGGGGGGGAUCUUACUGCCAUGAUGUUGGAUACACUGCAUGCCCAUUCCAAGAGUAGCCCUCACCCAAACGCCAGCCCAAGCAGUGACCGAGAUGGCUGCUUCACAUCCCCGAGCACUUCAUCUGUACCUGCCGGUCCCAAGCCUCCAUCUCAUACGGAGCUGGGAAACGCAGCGGAUACCUCCGACACGACCAAACCCUCAGAGCCAACCGCCCAGUCCAUUUCUGCUGCACCUGUCAGUGAAGAUCCAGUGAAGAAGGACGUAGACCAAAUAGAGCCACAAGACCAAAACAGUUCAACUAUCUCUGAUCAUCAAACUUCAAGCUGCUGCUGUCAAAGCCUCAAAAAGCAGAUUGACAACCUGGAACAUCUCAUCAAGCAGCUGUUGGACAGACAAUAAGAUGUCCAUGACUCGACUGUUACUUUAAUCAUCAAAGUAACAAAACUGUAACGUUUAAUGGUUCUGUUUUAUCUGUUUGGUUUGUCUUUAAUGCUCCCACUGUCUUCAUGGGUGAUCCCGCAAGGAAAGUUGACCAUUGAGCAGGGUUGAUGGUUUAUCCCUUGAGGUCUACGUGGCAGGGGUGAGGUGGUGCUCACUCCUCACCCCUGCCACGUGGACCCAAGGGAUAAAACAUCAACCCUGCUCAAUGGUCAACUUUCCUGGCGGGGUCACACCCAUUAGGACAGUGAGAGGGUUACGUUAUUGUUCUUAGAAACAAUGCUGCACUGUAUAAAUGGCUCAAAUUGUUUUAAUCUGUGGCUAAGUUCCAGUUGGUUUCGUGUUUAGGUUUUUCUGGAAACAACCUGUUUUAUUUUCUAGUUUUCUGUACAAGCCAGCAGCGGUUAAUCCUCUGUUCUACAGUGUGUUCUUACACAUUCUACCUGUGUAUUUGUUCACCUGCAGGGAUGGGAUGGGUAACUUUAUUUACCUUUGAAAUUUACAUAAAGUUUAUAUGGAUUAAAACAAAGAAAAUGUGUGUUGUUUAUUUGUACUUUAU
This is a messenger RNA of Nothobranchius furzeri (turquoise killifish), 4167 nucleotides long. RefSeq names its product tudor domain containing 1 (gene tdrd1). The record is from RefSeq and is a predicted model, not a curated record. Lineage: Eukaryota; Metazoa; Chordata; Actinopteri; Cyprinodontiformes; Nothobranchiidae.